Messenger RNA from Pelecanus crispus (Dalmatian pelican), 1981 nucleotides. Lineage: Eukaryota; Metazoa; Chordata; Aves; Pelecaniformes; Pelecanidae. The record is from RefSeq and is a predicted model, not a curated record.
GAAACGGGCUCAGGGAAGACCACUCAGAUCCCUCAGUACCUCUAUGAAGCAGGAAUUGGCCGCCAAGGCAUCAUUGCUGUUACCCAGCCUCGCAGAGUAGCAGCUAUCUCCUUAGCUACCAGAGUCUCGGAUGAGAAGAAGACAGAGCUGGGAAAACUGGUUGGCUAUACUGUACGCUUCGACGAUCUUACAUCUGAUGAAACUAGAAUCAAGUUUUUAACAGAUGGAAUGCUACUUCGCGAAGCUAUUGGGGACCCUAUGCUGCGGAAGUACAGUGUUGUCAUCCUGGAUGAAGCCCACGAGAGGACAAUCCAUACUGAUGUACUCUUUGGAGUGGUGAAAGCUGCACAAAAGAAACGAAAGGAACUGGGCAAACAGCCACUAAAAGUGAUCAUCAUGUCAGCCACGAUGGAUGUUGACCAGUUCUCCCAGUACUUCAGUGGAGCUCCUGUUCUCUAUUUAGAGGGCCGGCAACAUCCCAUUCAGAUCUUUUACACCAAACAGCCUCAGAGUGAUUACCUCCAAGCAGCACUGGUGUCAGUCUUCCAAAUCCACCAGGAAGCACCCUCUUCUCAGGACAUCUUGGUGUUUCUGACUGGUCAGGAAGAAAUUGAAGCAAUGACCAAAACCUGUCGAGACAUUGCCAAGCACCUCCCUGAUGGCUGCCCACAGAUGGUGGUGAUGCCUCUUUAUGCUUCUCUGCCCUACUCUCAACAACUCCGCGUCUUUCAGGCUGCCCCCAAGGGCUGUCGCAAAGUGAUACUCUCCACCAACAUCGCGGAAACCUCCAUUACCAUUGCAGGAAUAAAAUAUGUUGUGGACACAGGCAUGGUCAAAGCAAAGAAAUACAGCCCUGAAAUUGGUCUGGAAGUGUUGGCGGUCCAGCGGGUGUCAAAGGCCCAGGCUUGGCAACGAACAGGGAGAGCAGGGCGAGAGGACAGUGGGAUCUGUUACCGGCUCUACACAGAGGAUGAGUUUGAGAAGUUUGACAAAAUGACAAUACCCGAGAUACAGAGGUGUAAUCUGGCCAGUGUGAUGCUUCAGCUCCUGGCCCUGAGAAUUCCCAAUGUGCUCACCUUUGACUUCAUGUCCAAACCGUCUCCUGAGGCUGUUCAAGCAGCGAUUGAACAGCUGGACCUGCUGGGAGCUGUGGAACGAAAGGAAGAUCAGCUUGUCCUAACCCCCCUGGGGAGGAAGAUGGCAGCCUUUCCACUAGAACCAAAGUUCUCUAAAACCAUCCUCCUGUCCCCCAAGUUCCACUGUACAGAAGAGAUCCUGACCAUCGUGUCGCUGUUAUCAGUGGACAGUGUCCUCUACAAUCCUCCGGCCCGGCGGGAUGAAGUGCAAUCUGUCAGGAAGAAAUUCAUCUCCAGUGAGGGGGAUCAUCUUACGCUACUUAGUGUGUACAGGGCCUUCAAAAAUGUCAGUGGCAACAAGGAAUGGUGCAAAGAGAACUUCGUCAACAGCAGGAACAUGAUGCUUGUGUCAGAUGUCAGAGCUCAGCUCAGGGACAUUUGCGUAAAGCUAUCGAUGCCAAUCGAGUCCUCCCGCUCAGACACUGGAAACAUCCGCCGCUGCCUGGCUCACAGCCUCUUCAUGAAUGCGGCGGAGCUGCAGCCGGACGGCACCUACAGCACCGUGGACUCUCACCAGUUGGUGGCCAUCCACCCCUCCUCCGUGCUCUUCCACUGCAAGCCAGCCUGCGUGGUUUACAACGGGCUGCUUCACACCAACAAGUGCUACAUGCGGGACCUGUGCGUGGUGGAUGCGGACUGGCUCUACGACGCAGCGCCUGACUAUUUCCGCAGGAAGCUCCGAACGGCCAAGAACUGACCUGUGGGUCUGGGACCAACAGGUCCAGGGUUUUUAGGCUCACCCUAAAAGACUAUUUUUUGUUUUGUAGUGAGUGUACGGGAGCAGUAGAGCUUUGUCUUGCAAAUCAGGUAAAAAACUUAGAGGAAAAUGGCCUCUCCAUGAGAGC